Messenger RNA from Cuculus canorus (common cuckoo), 1468 nucleotides. It is a transcript of the gene BPNT1, whose product is annotated as 3'(2'), 5'-bisphosphate nucleotidase 1. Gene Ontology annotation, biological process: phosphatidylinositol phosphate biosynthetic process. NCBI's taxonomy places the organism in Eukaryota, Metazoa, Chordata, Aves, Cuculiformes, Cuculidae. The record is from RefSeq and is a predicted model, not a curated record. Bases 128 to 1051 code for a protein of 307 amino acids. Gene Ontology annotation, molecular function: 3'(2'),5'-bisphosphate nucleotidase activity. The transcript is spliced from 9 exons.
GCGGCGGGGCCGGGCAGGGUUCGUCGCCCGGCGGCCGCAGCGGGGAGCGAGGGGCGGGGAGUCGGCGGGGGCGCGGAGCUCUGUGGUGGGAACCCCGACUGCAGCACCGUCAGGAACAGCAUUCAAUAUGGCUUCUCCAGCUCUGCUCAUGCGUGUGGUUGCCUCUGCGUAUUCUGUUGCAGAAAAAGCUGCAACAAUUGUCCGAAGCGUAAUGGCUGCAGGAGAUCUGGGGAUAGUGGAGAAGACUGGGGCCAAUGACUUGCAGACCAAAGCUGACCGACUGGUACAAAUGAGCAUUUGUGCUUCCCUGGCACGGAAGUUUCCCAAGGUGACAAUCAUAGGAGAAGAAGAACUGCCCUCUGAUGAGGUAACUGAUGAAUUAAUUGAAGAUGGUCACUGUGAAGAAAUACUGAAGAAAACUUGUCCUGCUCAGUACACAGGAAUUAAAGAGGAAGAGCUCGUAAUAUGGGUUGAUCCCUUGGAUGGAACUAAGGAGUACACUGAAGGUCUCCUUGACCAUGUAACGGUUCUUAUUGGAAUUGCUUACAAAGGCAAAGCAAUAGCAGGAGUUAUUAACCAGCCAUAUUACAACUAUGAGGCAGGAGCUGGUGCUGUGUUGGGCAGGACAAUAUGGGGCAUCCUGGGCAUGGGUGCCUUUGGGUUUCAGCUCACAGAAGUACCAGCUGGAAAACACAUCAUUAUUACCACCCGUUCUCACAGCAAUACCCUGGUAAAUGACUGCAUCAGUGCCUUGAACCCAGACAGUGUCAUCAGAGUUGGAGGUGCCGGAAACAAGAUCAUUCAACUCAUAGAAGGCAAGGCAUCUGCUUAUGUAUUUGCUAGUCCUGGGUGUAAGAAAUGGGAUACGUGUGCACCUGAAGCUAUUCUGCAUGCUGUAGGAGGCAAGAUAACUGAUAUCCAUGGGAAUUCAUUUCAGUAUAGCAAGGAUGUGAAACACAUGAAUUCAGCUGGGGUCCUUGCUGCUUUGAGAAAUUAUGACUAUUAUGCCAGUCGUAUUCCUAACACUGUUAAACAAUCUCUUGUGCCUUAGAGCAGUAAAGCAUCUUCACUUGGCCUGGAAGGCUGAGAAAGCGAGCUUAGAGGAAAAGGAAGAUGAUAACUGAGCUUGAAAUUUUGUUUAUAAAAUCUGAAGCAAAUUCUUACAUUAAGGUGUUCAGUAAUUUCAAAAUUACACACAGAAUCCCUAGGAAUAUGUUAGAUCAGAUUGUUUCGCCAUGUCUAUCAGACAACUCCGAACAGUCACAUUUCUUUAACAGUUGUUUUUCAUGUUCUUUGGCAGUGUUUAUUCUUCAUGUGAUAUGAUUGUGCUAAUGGUAACACUACAGUCCAAGAUUAAUAUUGAGGGCACAAAAUCAAUUUAAGUAAUUUCCCUGAUCUUACUUGAUGAUUUUUGUUGUAUGUACUCAACAAAGGUUUAUUGUGUUAAAUACAAAUGGACUUAAUUUGC